AAGCGUUUUGUUUGGAGAGUACUUGUUGGUUGCUACUUUCAGUACCGUAUAAUUAGUCCUGUUUUCCAUCACAGACUUAAACCUCGGCAUCGUGUUAUUGCUGCUGGAGGAAUGCCUCCACUGGAGUUUGACUGGGAACGGGAACGAAGUGCACAACGCGAGCGUUUCGGAACGUAUGGCCUGAAAAGUGGCAUCAAUCCAAGUAUAUGCUGGCCAACCGUUGAGGAGAUUGAAGAGGAACAAGCAGUAGGCUUGUAUCGUGAAUACCACACAUGUCUAAGAGACAUGAAAGCGCUGAAAGGAAAACAACAAGAAAAAGAGGCAGCAAGAAUCGCAGAACUGGACAAGAAUCUCGAGAAUUAUCCGAAUGUACUAGCUAAAUAUGAAGCAUCACUAGUGAAAGCCGAAAAAGAACGUGAUGCGAAAGAAAUCGCAUUGGAGAACCGCAUACGCGAAAUCCACGAAUAUUUCGGUUACUGGAUGGAUCCUAAAGACCCGCGAUUCGAAGUCAUGUUACAACAGAAGGAGCUGGAGGAGAAGAAGGCAGCAAAAUUGGCACGUAGGGCAGAAAUACAAAAGAAGACUAUCGCUGGUAUAAUGUAA
Angiostrongylus costaricensis is the source of this 603-nucleotide messenger RNA. Lineage: Eukaryota; Metazoa; Nematoda; Chromadorea; Rhabditida; Metastrongylidae. The record is from the annotation of a GenBank genome assembly.